This is a messenger RNA of Stereum hirsutum FP-91666 SS1, 1492 nucleotides long. Its product is annotated as aquaporin-like protein. Gene Ontology annotation, cellular component: plasma membrane. Gene Ontology annotation, molecular function: glycerol channel activity; water channel activity. The transcript has 10 exons. The record is from RefSeq and is a predicted model, not a curated record. Lineage: Eukaryota; Fungi; Basidiomycota; Agaricomycetes; Russulales; Stereaceae. Bases 219 to 1313 code for a protein of 364 amino acids. Gene Ontology annotation, biological process: water transport; glycerol transmembrane transport.
GCUUUCCUUCCCUUCGUGAACGCUCAAGUUCGCGCCCUCUGACCUCUGACCAUUGCUGUCUGUCUACCUACUACCUCAGGCGCCUCUCCUCUGUGAUCCUGAUCUUUGACGACAUCAACCUUCGCUAGCCGCUCCCGAUCUCUACGAACACAAGACCCAGCAGCGCAUCACCGCUCCUUCCAUUUUCAUUAUUAUACGUGCAACCGAGACGGUUCAACAUGUCGGGCACGGACCAUCAACAUCAGUAUACACCACGGCAUGAGACGCUGCAUCUGGCGGAUAUGCAGCGUCGGCCUGCGUUCUUAACUCGUUGGGAGAGGACGAGGCACCGCGGGGCGCAUUGGUUCGUGGAGUGUUUUGCUGAAUUUCUUGGGGUAUUUUUAUAUUGUUAUGCUGGUAUCGGAUCCACAGCAGCCUGGAUCCUUGGAGGUUUUGUCGGUGAAGAGCUCGGCUCCCUGUUCACCGUGGGCUUCGCGUACGCGAUCGGUAUCGUCCUCGCACUCGUCAUCUGUAGCGCGACGAGUGGUGGGCAUCUGCAUCCUGCUAUUACGAUCGUGAUGACGCUCUUUAAGGGGUUCCCGCCGUUGAAGGCUGUCAGAUACAUAAUCGCGCAAAUCCUAGGCGCGUACGUCGCAUGUCUGAUCAUCUAUCUCCAAUGGAAACAUAUCAUCGUGACAGUCGAAGACGCACUCAUCGCCAGCGGGACCUUCGACACCGUCAUGUUCCAACCCACAGGCCCCGCCGGCAUCUUCGCGCUCUACGCUACUACGGGCUCGAGUCUGGGAUUGAUACUCAUUAAUGAGUUCGUCGUCGAUUUCGUGAUCGGCCUGACGAUCUUUGCCUGCCUCGAUCCUACCAACUUUUUCUGUCCGCCCGCUGCUGCACCUUGGGUUAUCGCUUUCGUCUAUGCUAUCGCGGUCUGGGGCUACUCCCCCGUCGGUCUCGCCGCCAACCCCGCACGCGACAUCGGUGCCCGUCUAAUGGCCAUCACGAUCUGGGGCCUGAAAGCCUCAGGCGGACGGUAUGCCGCUAUAGCGGGACUGACGUCUAUCCCGGCGACGGUGUGUUCGUUCUUGUGUUAUGAGUUUAUGUUCGUGGAUUCUAGUCGAGUCGUCCCCGGCCCCAACAGAGCAUGGCUAGAAGGCCACAAAGCCCACCUCGAGCACGUCGAGAACACGCACAUGUACCCGAACGGUACGUCCACCGUGACGUCCCACGCCGGCCUGCCUACCAUCGGCCAUGCCUCCUCCCCGGACCUAGAGGGUAAGGCGCACGAGAGCAGGAGUGAGGUUACGGGGCAUAGUAAGGCGUGAGUUCGGUUACUGUUAUACGGGAGGGGAGGGGAGGGGAGGGAGGGGGGACGGAUCGGUGUAGACUGUGUAUAGUACGUUGCAGUGGGUGGAUUUUUUUUUUCAUGUGGGAUAGGGACAUAUUGGCCUGUAUGGUCGGGCUCGGGCUCAGGCUCAGGCUUUGGUUUUCGCUUCAUCAUUUU